AUAUGUUUUUUUAAAAUGCUAUCAGUAAUCAGCUAAAUAAAGAAUUUGAUUGGUAACUUGUCUUGUAAUCGUAAGCGAAUGGAUGAGUACCGAAAAUUUUGCUAGGUUAAGAAAGAAACGAAAUCAGCUGAUUUUAAUCAAAGCGAACGGGAAAUGUAAUACAGUGUUGGAAUAUGGCAUAUUUUGUGAUACUGCUGUAUCUGCAAUUCGUAAACAUGCCUAACACAGAACUAGAGAUCAUUGUUCAUUAGUAUGUGUCAGUUUGAGUUAAUUUAUCAAUAAUUACUAUUGUAUAAGGUUUAUACAAUGAUAAUUACUUAUCUGGGAUUUGUUAUUAUAAUUAUUGUGAUUGUGAAUAAAGUAUAACUUACUUCGCGUCUUUACUUUAAACAAUGGCAUUGGUAAAUUAUGAAAGCAGUUGCUCAUCUGACGACAGUAUUGAUGAUUGCCACAAAAUAUCAUCUAAAACAUCGAAUCAGAUAAACGAAAUCACAGGACCAAAGUCAAAGAUAGCAAGAUUGACGCAGCCUAUCGCACUAAAGAAAACUUUACCUUGUGCACUGUCCUUGUUGGGUGCAAAGCCUACAAAUGCUGUGCCAAACGAAAUACAUUUAGAUAAACCAGAAGAACACAAUGGACGCAUACGUAGUUUCAAACACGAACGUGGAAAUUGGGCAACUUAUGUGCACAUACCAGUGCGGUCCGAACAGUUGGAAGAUAUACAGGAAGUAUGCCAAGACGUAUUAGCUGAUGUCAUAAAAGAUUUACAUGCGAUAGAAGAUUUACAUAUAAGCUUAAGUCGGACGGUUGUGCUACAGCAUCAUCACAUCGAUUCAUUCGUCGAGUCGCUAAGAACAACUUUAGAAAUUAAUGCCAGAUUUGCUAUCAGUUUGCGGCGCUUACAUUUUUACACCAACGCUGAACGUACACGUACGUUUAUUGCACUUAAAGUUGAUAAUAUGCACUACGAUAGAGUUCAUAAACUAAUGGAAAAAGUGGAUGUUGUAAUGACAGAAUACAGACUACAACGCUUCUAUGAACAACCGUCAUUUCACAUUAGCUUUUUGUGGUGUCUUGGCGAUAAAGUCUCAGUGCUAAAUGAAUACUUGGAUACUCUAGAGUCUGCUAUAAAUGCGGUGAUGCGUGAAAGCAAUGCAUUCAGUUUAUUCAUAAAAGAAAUAAAUUGCAAAAGUGGUAAUAAAGAGUUCAUUUUUAAGCUUAAGUGAAAGCGCGCUUCCCCCUCCAUCUCUAACGCACGUUCAUAGCGUCGUCCAAGUGGUGUUUUAGACCACCAGUUGUCAAAGGCUUCUUCCUCUUCGCGGUAAACUGGAUCACGCAUACUGAAAUAAGUCAAGUCCUUUUAAACAUGUAAUUAAUUAAUUAUUUAUACAUAUAUAUACAUAUUUAUAAAUUCGUUUAUGUGAAUGAUUAAAAAUAUGUAGAUAAAUUAAAUAAUACGUUUUGCAGAAAUAUGAAAGUACUGAAUAAUAA
Messenger RNA from Bactrocera oleae (olive fruit fly), 1491 nucleotides. Its product is annotated as U6 snRNA phosphodiesterase 1. Gene Ontology annotation, molecular function: 3'-5'-RNA exonuclease activity. The record is from RefSeq and is a predicted model, not a curated record. NCBI's taxonomy places the organism in Eukaryota, Metazoa, Arthropoda, Insecta, Diptera, Tephritidae. Gene Ontology annotation, cellular component: nucleus. Gene Ontology annotation, biological process: U6 snRNA 3'-end processing.